GCCCCAAGUAUACAAUGAAACACACUGUUAGUGUCUGAGACGAACAUAACGUAAGAUAUACGGACCAACGACGCAGUAGCAUGACAUACGCUUGUAUUCUGCGUACAGGUUGCGAAUGUUCGCAUGACAUAUGCAGACUGCUCCCUGAUUCCAUGUGAUUAAUGGAUAUUUGCAUCGAUAAGCAAGGAAAUGUUUCCGCUGGAUAUGGAGUCCUGAUACAAGCUGUCCAUUGCGAAGUGAUGGCAAACCGAAACAGAACCCUUAGUGAGAAGGUUCCGAUAGAUGAAAUUGAGUCCCUGCUUCUGUCGCGUCUGAUGGCAUCCUAUGACCUCGAACCUCACGCUGGCUUUGCACCUUGUCAUGUUGACAAUGAUCGUGAUAAUUGGCUCAACCACCAGGACACUCUACAGAUGGCUACAGUCAACACUGCAGCAACACCAAGGCUUUAUCCAGACUUACAACUUUUCAACAACGGAAAUAUACCAGUUGAACCACGACAGAUGCCAACAGCUCCACCUUACCAGUCAUCGGAACCAUCCUCACUGUCCUCGGCCCAGCAGUUGCGACCGUAUCUCCCGCCAGUGUUGGAUGGCAUCAGGACGCCAGUGGCGUCUUACCUGGCAACAAAUACCUUCCCACUCAGAGGACCGGGUCUCGGGGAUAUAGUGAAAUCGUCAGAGGUUCAACAGUUUCUCAAGAAGGUCCAGCUGGAACACCAGUGUAGCAUCAGUAUGGAGGAGGUUGUGACAGAUAAACAAAACUUCAACGUGCAUUUGCUGAGCGGGAACAUUAUACAUACAAAGGCGGAUGUCCUUGUCACAUCGGUGUCCCCCGAUCUUGAUCUGAAUAAAGAUUCUCUCUCCCGUGUCGUCUCGGCGAUGGCAGGGCCUGACCUGCAAACAAGCCUAGAUGGGCGGUACCCACACGGGGUGCGAGUCGGCGAUGUCGUGGACGCCAUGCCGGGACGUCUUCAUUGUUCUCUGAUCCUGCAUGCCUGUCUGUCCCGCUUUGACGGAGAUUACCAUGGAGACUGUAUAUCCACACUGAGGACAGUUCUGCUCAAGUGUCUUCAGCUGACCACACAGAGAGGCUUCAAGUCAAUUGCCCUUCCAGCCCUAGGCACCGGUCAGCUGGGUUAUCCCCCUUCCACGGUGGUGGAGCUGCUGAUGGGUGUGUACAGUGAGAUCACCUCUGACAUGGGCUCAGGUCUUGAAGUGUUUGUUAUUGUUGAGCCGCCCAAACACCGUCUCUUCCAGGCACUUAGAGGAAAACUGCAAGAAAUGAACCGUAUUUUCAUCGGGCGCGAAGUUAUCAUGAUAGGAAGUAUCCAACUGGAAGUUAUUCUGGGUGAUGCGAAGCAGGAAGAUGCCGACGUGAUUGUAUACAUCACACAACCAGGAUCAGGUUCAACGCAAAAGAACACGUUUGAGCGGACUCCUGAUAGGAAGUCGACACAGAUCUAUCUUGAUGAUCCUGAGAAUAUCUGGUCUUGUCUUAUGGAGGCAAAGAAAAGGCAGACGCAGUCAGUGGUGAUGUCAUACACUAGACCAGUUGAUGGAAGUGCAGACGAAUGUUGGGCCAGGUCCCUGUAUCAUGGCAUAGUCAAGUUCUCUGACGAAAGGGGGAGGUCAGAUCAUCCACUGAAUGACAUUAGACUGGCUGUAGAGAACAUACAGGACUUUGUCCAGGUCCUACUACGUCUGAAGACAAUGGAGCAGAUGGGCGAGACAGAUGAACUCAUCUCAUUGCGGAACAGAUUACAGCCCCACGAGGAAGCUGUCCAGGAGUUCACUGUGUGUGUCACGUCUCCUGAUCACGAUAAAAUAGAUCGGUGCAUUGAAAAUCUACAGUCCAGUUGGCAUAUUCUUAUUAAAGAGAGAAAGCUCAAGCAAAGCAUGCGGGAUAUCACUUACGAUCACAAACACGACCUGAAAGAACUAGCAGCCAUGCAUAACGUCCAUGUAAGCAUUGCCAAAGGUCGCAUGACCAUCACUGGGACUGAGAACUGUAUGCUGAAAGCUGAAGCGGCUAUACUCGACCGACUCAACAACUUCAAGUCUGCCAGACCAGGAUGUACAUGGUAUUGGCAUAAGUCGUCCAGACUGGUGCCAUGUGGCGAACCCUGCAGCAGGAUGCUUGAAGCAGCUUCCCGGUCAUCCCUCUCUUUAGCCGUUGUGAAGGAUGACUCGGGCAAGUGCUUCACGGCAAACCUAGCAGCGGCUCCACCAGUGAUAUACGCGUUUGGGCGACCAGAGAGCAAGGCGGAGCUCGUUCGGUCUAGAGAUAGCCGCGGUAACAAACUGCCAGCAUUUUGGAGCCACCCCCAAAGUGGAGAGGGUUACCGUGUUAGGCUCGCGAAAGGAUUUGAGUAUGACAGUGUUGUGGACAACUUGAAACGUACCCUGGGACAUAAAUGCAAAGUGGAAAAGAUUGAAAGGAUCCAGAACCAGACACUCUACAAGCAGUAUAUGACCAAGGCAGAGCAGCUUCAGAAACAAAAUGGCGCCCUGUUCACCAAUGAAAGAACGUUGUGGCAUGGAACAAGUGAACGUAAUACAGCUCUGAUCAACUCCAGGGGCUUCAGCAGAAGCUCCAGCGGCCACACAGCUUCCCCGUACGGAGAAGGGUGUUACUUUGCUGUGAAGUCGAGCCACUCCGCCAACCCCCUGUACUCUCCCCCAGACAAGUAUGGAUGGAAGAGGAUGUACCAGUGUCGUGUUCUAACUGGCAAAUUCACGCUUGGGAGAGCCCGGAUGAAGGACACGCCCUUCAGGGGGCAAGGGAAGAACGUCAAGUACGACUCCGCCGUUGAUGAUGUGAAGAAACCCAGUUGUUUCGUUGUAUUCAAUGACACACAGGCGUACCCGGAGUAUCUCAUCACUUUUAGAAUAGUUAAGUGAUGUUCUCCAGAGCUUUAUGUUAUGAAACGAAUAUGGCUCUGGUAUGUCAAGUUCCGUCAAAUCUACAGGAAUUGAACAUGUUUACCCACUAAAUUUAACUGUUCAUCUUUUGUUUAAAUUAUGAACAUUUAGCAUUCAUUGUAGGUCUACCAAGCAUGGUAUUGGCCACCGUUAUGAUAAUUGAGUAUUAAUGCUGUACAGUUUGAUACGAACCUACCAUCAUGGUGCGUGAUAUCAGUGCACGUGUAUGUCCCCGUUAAUAACAAAUUGAAUAUUAUCGUACUCAGUGCACCUGUCACGCAUUGUCAUUUUCCUGCGACAAAGUUGGGACAGCGUUUGGUUUUGCGUGUAAUUGCCCCGCGAGGAAAACACGCCCGCCCGCCCGACCGACAGACCGACAGACAGACCGCACUCCCGCCCGCACUCACGCACACUUUCCACAAUCACAUCGUCCGACACAUCUAUUUUUAUAUCUUCAAUUUUAUCUGCAACACAAACAGAAAAUGAUUCUUUCAUAAAUGUAUACGUACAUGUAGUCACGUCAAUAUGUGUUGUAGAAUAUUGUCAGGAA
Molecule: messenger RNA, 3471 nt
Organism: Haliotis rufescens (red abalone)
Lineage: Eukaryota; Metazoa; Mollusca; Gastropoda; Lepetellida; Haliotidae
Product: protein mono-ADP-ribosyltransferase PARP14-like
Exons: 15
Coding region: 162-2900 (912 amino acids)
Biological process (GO): negative regulation of gene expression
Cellular component (GO): cytoplasm; nucleus
Molecular function (GO): NAD+ poly-ADP-ribosyltransferase activity; transcription corepressor activity
Source: RefSeq, a predicted model, not a curated record